AUGCGAGGUUUAAUAAUCUUAAUGUUUGUGAUGCGAGCUUACUCUGAUACUCAGGCAGUACAACACAGCAUGUAUAUAACAAGGAAAUCCCGGUCCAACGCGCUUCCAUAUGAAACUGGUUAUGUUUAUAGUAAAAUGAACAAUGAUCCUGGAACAUUUGCAGUGUUUGGUAAUAGUGGAAGUGCAUUGAACAUGUAUAGUGGUAACGACGCUAUGGAUAAACACAGGAAUCCAUCAAUCGAACUAUCAAAAUAUUAUGAUCCUCUGAUGACGCAUAGCGGAAAUCCAGUGCCGACCGGUUUAUCUCAGUACACGUCUCCAAUAACUGAGCAUUAUGCUGAACCCGUUACAAAAUUUGAUAUUGAAUACGAAAAGACGAAAACAGAUGUUAUGAUUGCACGGCCUGUGACCGAGCCUAGUAUUGAAGAAACAACUAAGUUUGACAUCGACUAUGAGAAGAUUAAAUCUGAAGCGAAAAUGAUAAGCCAGUCUGCUUCUGAGACUAAUAAUAUAAAACCUACAAAAUAUGACUUAGACUAUGAAAAAGCAAAGGCAGAUACAAUGUACGAUUCUAAAUACAUCCCUGAAAAAAUUAAAUCGGACGCUAUGUAUGAAAGACUAAAAUCGGUAAUGUACUAUAAUCCAUCUGGAGCCAACAGCAUAAACGAAGUUGGUUACGACAUGAGCGAUUAUCAUAUCGAUGAUAACGAUGUUAGAACUAGUUCCAGAAGUGCUUAUGACAGUUGGCCCUAUUAUUAUCAUAGUCCAUAUGAAUAUGAAGUCAUGAAGAUGGAUUCUGAUAUAGAAAAAGUAAAAGAUAAACGUUAUGUUGUAGAUGUCCCAAAAGAUAUUAUACCCGUAUAUGAAAAUGCUGAUUACGAUAUUUCAAAUGAAUAUGAACCUCCAGUUUCAACACCCAGAUAUUACCGUGAGGUAUCUACCGAUAAUCCUAUAGUAGGAAAUGAACCAUUUUUUUCUUUCGUUUUGAACGAUUAUUUUGAUAAGAAUCGUGAUGAUGAUCACUUAGAUUUCAAAGGAUUAGAUUGGGCCAAAGAUUUUGAUCACGAAACAUCUUAUCCUGAUAUCGAUGAAUACGUGAGAAAACACAGACGUUUGGAAGAUGGUAAGCAGGUUACGAGACAUCCAACUUAUACUCAAGCCAAUCACGUGGAAAACGACGCGAGAGCAGAACAAGGGAAAUCUUCAACUGAAAAAGGAUAUACGAAGAAACAUGGAUUUGAUAAAAACAAUAAAGGUGAACACACAAAUGAACAGCAUAAGCAGGGAUAUGAAAACGCUAACAAUAAUUAUAGAGGCUUCAAAGAUUUCGUAGACUCAUUCGCAAAUAAAUUUGGUGCCGAGGAACAUAAAAAAGAUGGUAAUUAUAUAAUUAAUAAAAACCAAGAUAAAGGAGAGAAUAGGAAAGGAUUCCGUAGAGUUUAUCAUAAAGAUGAAUAUCAGGAGGAUAAUGAAUUCUUUGAUAAUAAUAGAAAUACUGUUCGUGCAGAUGAAAAAGGUAGUUCAUCUCUUCACAAUGGAGGUACUGGAGGAUUAUUACAAUCUCAUGCAGCAGCGGCAAUAGGCAAUGAAGCAAGUGCAUCGCAGAAAGCUGGUAAUACAGAAAAUAAAAAGUUUGAAAACAGUCAUAAAGGUCAUGAUUUCAGAAAUGGAUACGAUAGCAAUUUUAAUAGAUAUAGAGAUGUAGCUAAGAAAGCAGCUCAAAGUAACAGUGCUGAUUACAGUGAUAAUUUUAGAGUAUAA
Messenger RNA from Achroia grisella, 1761 nucleotides. RefSeq lists its product as uncharacterized. NCBI's taxonomy places the organism in Eukaryota, Metazoa, Arthropoda, Insecta, Lepidoptera, Pyralidae. The transcript has a single exon. Bases 1 to 1761 code for a protein of 586 amino acids. The record is from RefSeq and is a predicted model, not a curated record.